Messenger RNA from Clarias gariepinus (North African catfish), 1289 nucleotides. RefSeq names its product tripartite motif-containing protein 29-like. The record is from RefSeq and is a predicted model, not a curated record. The coding region runs from base 110 to 1228 and encodes 372 amino acids. NCBI's taxonomy places the organism in Eukaryota, Metazoa, Chordata, Actinopteri, Siluriformes, Clariidae. The transcript is spliced from 5 exons. Gene Ontology annotation, molecular function: zinc ion binding.
AGUCACUUUUUCAGACACACCUGUUUUUCACACAGCCUUUGUGGACUGAACAAAGAAGUGUAAGCCUCCUACAGUAUGUAAGCUGUGUGUGAGUUUCUUUCUCGUUAAAAUGGCAGAAGCAAAUAUUCCAGUGGCUCCGCUUCAGGUCAGUUGUUCGGUCUGUCUGCAUCUACUCAAAGAUCCAGUAACUCUUCCCUGUGGACACAGGGCCUGUAGGAUCUGUAGUAUUUGCUGUUGGGAUCAGGAGAAUCAGAAGGGAGUCUAUAGCUGCCCUCAAUGUAAACUCCAAGCCUUUACUCCAAGGCAUGGUAUGAGUAACACUGAUGUGAAUAAAGUAACGAAGAAUCUAUUUAAAACAACUUUUCAAGUUACUUCUUCUACUUUCUGUGAACCUCAAGCCCAGCCUCAGUAUAUAUCUCCUGCAUUUAAGAGAUAUAAUCCAUUCGAAGUCUCCAGACGACACCAGGAGCAGAUCUGCUAUCAGCAUUACAAACUGCUGGAUGUUUACUGUCGCACUGACCAGCAGUGUAUCUGCAUGUCGUGUACCAUGGAUCUUCAUAAAGGACAUGAUACAGUAUCAGCUGCAGCAGCACAAGCUGAGAAUCAGAUCCAGUUAAUGCAAAUGCAGGAUAAGGCGAAGCAUGGUAUCCAGAACAGAGAGAAUGAGCUUCAAAAGCUUAAAACAGCUCUGGAGUCUUACAAGCAAUCUACACAAGCAGCUAUGCGUGAAGGUGACAGGAUCUUCACUGAGCUGAUCAAAUCCUUAGAGAAGAGGCACUAUGAGCUGACAUGGCUAAUAAAAUCUAAAGAGACUGCUGCAGUUAGUCAAGCUGAGGAAAUUAUAAAGGAAUUGGAGCAGGAGAUUGCAGAAUUAAGAAGAAAAGACACUCAGAUACAGGAGCUUUUACACAAAGAUAAUCCUGUGCAUUUUCUCCAGAGUUUUCCAUCUGUCUCAGCUGCUCCUGGAUUUGCAAGUUUUCACCCCAUCACAUAUAGCUCUCCUGUUGCUUUUGAUCAACUACUGAAGACCAUGUCUCAACUGAGAGAUGAACUAGAAGCAUUCUUCACAAAUGAGUUUAGAAAGAUAUCAAAUCAAGAUGCCCCUUUUUCUUUUGCACUUGAUUCUCCAAGUUCAUUUGCAGACAUGGCAAAGAAAUCUGGAGGAUCGUCAUUCAGAAAUAAAGGUAGACUUUUUAUUGGUUUAACCAUGGGUUGGACAAUACUUUAAAUAAUUUUCCUAUUAACAGAUCUGGCCUUUAAAAACGCACGUUUUCGGAAAAGGGAUCCCA